AUGGGAAGGUACGUCUGGCUACUCUGGAGCUGAGCUGUCUACUGUUGAAACGGUCGGUCCUCUCCUCUUCCUCCUCUUCCUCUCCUUCUCACUGCAUCAUCAAGGACGUACACCUGGCCUGUCUAGAGGGAGCCAGAGAAGAGAGUCUGCAUCUGCUACGACGCUUCUAUAAGGGGGAGGAGAUCUUCCUGGACAUGUUUGAAGACGAGUACAGGAGCAUGACGAGUAAGCCCCUGAACGUGGAGUAUCUGAUGAUGGAUGCAUCCGUGUUGCUUCCUCCUACUGGGACUCCUCUGACUGGGAUAGACUUCGUUAAGAGACUGCCCUGUGGAGGAGUAGAGAAGACCAGACGGGCCAUCCGUGUGUUCUUCAUGUUGAGAUCAUUAUCUCUUCAGCUGCAGGGAGAACCAGAGACACAGCUUCCUCUCACACGCUCUGAAGACCUCAUCAAGACUGACGAUGUUCUAGACCUAAAUAACAGCGAUCUGAUCGCCUGUUUGGUGGUGAGUAAGGAGGGCGGUCAGGCCCAAAGGUUCCUGGCGGUGGACGUGUACCAGAUGAGCCUGGUGGAACCAGAAACCAAACGGCUGGGCUGGGGAGUGGUCAAGUUCGCUGGCCUGCUACAGGACAUGCAGGUGUCUGGUGUAGAGGAUGACAGCAGAGCGUUGAAUAUCAUCAUCCACAAGCCCUCGUCCAACCCCCACGCCAAGCCCCUCCCCAUCCUGCAGGCUAACUUCAUAUUCGCCGACCACAUCCGCUGCAUAAUCGCUAAGCAACGCCUGGCCAAGGGAAGGAUACAGGCCAGACGCAUGAAGACACAGAGGAUAGCAGCAUUACUAGACCUGCCUGUCCAGCCCAAUUCGUCAGAGGUCCUGGGGUUCGGCCAGACAGGAAACACUGCCGCCGGCGGUCAACUCCCUUUCCGCUUCUACGACCAAUCACGUCGAGCGCCGAACGACCCCACCUCACAGAGAUCUGUGUUCGCCUCCGUUGACAAGGUCCCAGGGUUUGCGGUGGCCCACUGUGUAUCGCAGCACAGCCCCUCCCCCCUCUCGUCCCCAUCCCCUCCCUCCUCAGGCAGCGGCAGCACCGGACGAUGUGACUCUGUUACAGCCAGCACUAUAUCAGCUAACAGCCCGACAGAUGACGAGACGUUCUUGGAGCACACUCCUCCUUCGUCCUCCGGUGGAGAGGGGAGGAGGAGGAGGGGAGUUAACCGGGUCUUAUCCCUCCGUCCCACCCGUCCCAGCCCUGGCCCCCCAGCCUCACCCCCUGCCUCCCAGCCGAACAUCUCUCUGCUGACGGACGACAACACAGACUCUCUGAGCGUAGAGUCGCUGACCCUGCUACCCCCAUCUGACCCGCCACACCUACACACGCUCAGCUCUCACACACACCUCGGCACUGAUAUGGCUAUCAAAGAGGAGGAGGAGGAGGAGGAGGAGGAAGAGUUAGAUGAGGGCGUGGAAAAGGAAGAAGGGAAGCAGCCAAAGGAGGAAGUGGAAGGGGCGGCGAUGGAGGAAGAGGAGGCGGAGACUGAAACAGAAAAACAAUUCGAGAACGGCUGGAAGCAGAGGCGGGAACGCCACUGA
Coregonus clupeaformis (lake whitefish) is the source of this 1592-nucleotide messenger RNA. RefSeq names its product protein CLEC16A-like. Gene Ontology annotation, biological process: endosomal transport; regulation of autophagosome maturation; endosome to lysosome transport. The transcript is spliced from 10 exons. The record is from RefSeq and is a predicted model, not a curated record. The annotation marks the transcript as partial. Gene Ontology annotation, cellular component: late endosome; endolysosome membrane. Lineage: Eukaryota; Metazoa; Chordata; Actinopteri; Salmoniformes; Salmonidae.